Cylicocyclus nassatus is the source of this 546-nucleotide messenger RNA. Lineage: Eukaryota; Metazoa; Nematoda; Chromadorea; Rhabditida; Strongylidae. The record is from the annotation of a GenBank genome assembly.
AUGCUAGUUACCGUAUUUCUGCUUCUCGCUGGUAUCCAUCUCCUGGACAGCUUCUCACUUCCGGACCGUUACGGAGAUGCCAAAGCUUACGCUGUUAUGUACCGGGCAGUACCAGAUGGUGACCCUAUUGUACCUAUCGGUAUCGUUUAUUUCACAGAAAUCGGGAACGUAGUAGUUGUGGAGGGAACGUUAUAUGGCCUAUCGCCAGGACCUCAUGGGUUUCAUGUGCAUGAAGAAGGAAGUCUAGGGAAUGGAUGUCUAGAUGCUGGUGGGCACUUCAAUCCUACGAAUGAAACCCAUGGUGCUCCAAGUGAUGAGAUACGGCAUGUUGGAGAUCUCGGGAAUGUUUAUGCACAGAACGGCGGGAUCGCAGUCAUCUACAUGCAUGACCCCGUAAUCUCUCUGACUGGUGACGACAGCAUCGUUGGAAAAUCACUUGUGAUCCACGAAGGCGGAGAUGAUUUGGGUCUCGGUUCGGAUCCAAGUAGUCAAGAGACUGGCAAUUCUGGCGGACGUUUCGGCUGCGGAAUCAUCGUUGCCAGAUGA